AACAAAAAAAAAAUUGUUAAAGAGCUCUCUCUCUUUCAUAAAAAGGCAAGAGGAGAGCUAAGUACCAAACUUUUUCCCUCAGGGUUUUCCUCUCAAAUUCACAACUUGGCCUCUGUUUUUCUUUUUGGCUUUCUUUAUGUUCUCUUCUUCUCUAAAAACUCGUUUCCUACUUCCAAGAAUUUCUCUCAGAAAGACCAAGAACUCAAAAUGUAUCAAGAUUCUGGAUUAAUGCUCCGUUACAUGCAAAACUGUUCCCCAGAUAUUCAACAAUUCGAAGACCUCUUCAAAUCAUACAAACUCUCCGAUGAAAUGAACAACACUUUUGUUGAGUCAUCAAACAUAUCUGAGUAUCAUAUUGGAGAAGAAGGUGAUCUUUUUAAAGCUCCUGAUCCAAUUCUUGAAGAACAAAUCUUACCUGUUGAUCCACUCUCUGCUGCUUUGACUAUGAUCUCUUGUGGUGAAGACACUUCGCAAGGUCUUUGUGAGCUUCCUGAUCUUGGUUCAUUGCAGAGUGGUCAACAGCUUCUUGACAAAGCUUUUUAUGAGUGUGAGCAAGAUCUUAUGAUGAAAUCAGCUAUGGAGUCUCCAUUCUCUGAUGUUUUAGACAUCAAGAACAUCUCUGUUGUGACGACAAUCAAUGAGAACCAAGAUAUGCAGAAGAGCGUUAGCUCGGGGAAUUUGAGCUCUAUGGAUUGGUCACAUGCACAGCAAGAGACUGUAAUGAUUCAGAAUUUCCCUGAUUUCGAUUUUGGUUAUGGGAUGCGAAGAGCCUUUAGUGAAGGCGACAUACAGAAACUAAGGACAGGUCUUGUCCAUCUCAUGGAUAGGAUUAUUGUGAGCUGUACUUCAGAGGAUCGCCGUGAGAAGCUUUCUCGAUACAAGAACAAGAAGAGCAGACGAAAUUUCGGGCGUAAAAUUAAGUAUGCUUGCAGGAAAGCUCUUGCAGAUAGCCAACCUAGAGUCCGAGGAAGGUUUGCGAAAACAGAGGAGAGGAAAUAGAAUGGUUCAAAAAAAGAGCUCAAAAGGAGGAGACUAAGCAAAAGGAAGAAACUAGAAGAAGAAUAAGGAUAUAAAGCCCCAUCUCAUUGGAAACUAGUUUUGUUUUAUAAUCUAUGUAUAAAACUUUAAAAUCUUAUAAGCAUCCAAUUAGUUUUUGUAUAUAAAGGGUUUCUCUAAAUAAGCUUUUAAGAAAAGAAAUUGUAGCUAAAAAAUGUUUGUAUUAUUGUAGUGUACCGGUGGUGAGAGAUGUAGAUAUAUUCUAUAAUUCUACAUAUAUAUUUAUAAA
Messenger RNA from Arabidopsis lyrata subsp. lyrata, 1285 nucleotides. RefSeq names its product zinc finger protein CONSTANS-LIKE 14. Gene Ontology annotation, molecular function: protein binding. Gene Ontology annotation, biological process: regulation of flower development. The record is from RefSeq and is a predicted model, not a curated record. Gene Ontology annotation, cellular component: nucleus. NCBI's taxonomy places the organism in Eukaryota, Viridiplantae, Streptophyta, Magnoliopsida, Brassicales, Brassicaceae.